Messenger RNA from Ceutorhynchus assimilis (cabbage seed weevil), 841 nucleotides. The record is from the annotation of a GenBank genome assembly. Lineage: Eukaryota; Metazoa; Arthropoda; Insecta; Coleoptera; Curculionidae.
CGUCGGAACGGCUCCAUUUCCAGAGAGGCUCUGCACGAGAAUCGGCUCUAAUUUUCUAUAAAUAGAGCCACGCGGAAUGUGAUUUUUGUUUGUUUCAAUGAGCCCCGAUGAAGACACCAACAGAACGAUGAGAAAAUUCUCGAAUUCGCUUUGAGAAUGCCGACAGGAAAAUGCUAUACCGCAGACAUUUGUUCCGGGUACAGUCUGAUUGAUUGCAUACGAAAAGCAAUGAAGGGGCGCAUAAUUGACUGUUCGCCGCACCAAGACAUCUACUUUUUGGAGUCGCACAGUGCCAAAAACGAGGAAAGCAACUUGGAAAAUUUAUUCGUUUCGCCCGCAGGCCGAGAAAUGCUUAAAUACAAGCCCCAUGCGAAAUUAAAGCAACAGAAAACUAAUCUCAAUUUAGAGUUUUUCACAUCAAAUCAAAACCCCACGAGACAACUACAGCCGGACAAGGGCCAAGAGACAAAGUCCACAACGAAGAUCGACUUGUACGAAGAAGCUGCCGCCAUUUUAGGCCUCAGCUGUACGCAAACCGACGACUGUAGGUGUAUAGAGUGCCAGGGCCACUAUUUCGAUUUCGAAGAGGAAAUUGAGUUUCCAGUUGCAGGAAACGGCGCCGAUUACGCUGGAAAAUUGCUGAAAAUGGAUCACGCUUCUUCGUGUUCGAUUCAAUAAUAAUCUUUAUACGAAAUCAAAAUGUGCCAAGAAAAUAUAAUUAUUAUAAAAAGACUUCUUGAAUAAUUAAUAAUUAAACAAAACGAUAUGUGAUCGAUUAAUUAUUAUUAUUACUCUGUUGUGGCUCAAACUUCUCGUUUUUGUAACACACAUAUAUUUUUCC